GCUCUGGUAGGAAGCAUGAUUUAUAGAGAAGCUAACACGUUCUGAAAAAGAGGAAAAUAAACACAGACAGCAAACCACUAUCUUUGAGCCACUUGGCCUUUAAGUAUGACGAGAUCCAGACCUUUUAGUUUCACUUCAGUGAUCUCCAAAACAGGAAGCUUGUGUUUGCCACUAUUCCAGUUGGUGUUCUCGGACCCACUGUGUGAAGAAAAUGAAAUGUGUAUAAACUAUAAAGAUCAAUACCCAAAUGACUGGUAUAUCUGGUUUUUGCUUCUAAUUUUCCUGGUGGCUCUGCUCUGUGGAGCAGUGCUCUUCUGCCUUCAGUGCUGGCUGAGGAGAUGCCAACUUGCUUCCUCAAGACGCACCAUGGCUGUUUUUGCUGUUGGAGACUUGGACUCUGUUUAUGGGGCAGAAGCAGCUGUGAAUCCAACUGCUGGAAUCCACCUUCAAACACAGAUCCCCACACUGCACCCUGCUGCGUGUUUCAACACUUUAGGACCCCCUCCUCCAUACGAAGAAAUUCUGAAAUCAAGCCAGUUUUAGAUCUGGAUCGCCAACUGAAAACGUUAGAGAUGUUUUCAGUCCAAAACAUCAAAUUUAGGAACAGUUUUUUUUUAUUGAGCGGGAAUUUCCAGAGAUCUAUUAACAUAACCUGAGAAAGGACAAAUAGAAAAAGAAUGAAUGUAGGGAAAGAAUUUUGGUCAGGAAAAUGUUUCAGUAGUAAGUUAGUGGAUUCAAUGUAUCACUGCUGUGGUAUACUUUUUUGCUAUGUAACUAAAUCAAUGUUUCUUCAUUAAUGCUCAGUAAUUAAUGCUCAGAGUGGCCUCCAGUAAAUUUAGGAUUCCAUUCUAGUACAUAUCACAGCUUUGUCUGCCUCAGUAUCUCUGUUUUAAUCUGACCUUGUUCCUAAUAUAGAGUUUAUAAAAAUUAUCAUAAUUUAAUUAUGACUCAAGCAGAAAUUCAGACAUGUGCAGAGCCAGAAUCAGAAAGAGAAAAACAAAAAGUUGGAUUAAUUCCUCAAAAAUGUUCAAGCUAUAAAUAAUGCAAAUAAUUAGUACUGAGUUUUAAAACAGGUGCUAUUCAUAUUGACAAACUAGGCAGAGGGGGGAGUGUGUGUGAAGGAAGAUGGUAGACUAGAAUAAGAAAGCUGAAUUCGAAUUUCAGAUUAUGUGCAGUCAGUAAAUAACAUCUAAAUUUUUAAAAAAAUCAGAAAAUAAUGGUGAAGCACUGCUUUUGGAAAUUAGGUCACAAAUACCUGAAGCAAAACACUCAAGAAUUGAAAAUAAUUGCCUUGCCUGGGCCAGGAGGCUCAGUUGAUCGGUGUGUUGUGCUGUGCACCAAAAGCUUGCAAGUUCAAUCUCAGGUUGGGGCACAGACCUAGGCUGUGGGUUUGAUCCCCCAUCAGGGUAUAUAAGGGAAGCCACUGAUCAAUGUUUUUCUCUCAAAUGGAUGUUUUUCUCCCUCUCUCUCCCUUUCUCUUUCUCUAAAAUCAAUAAACAUAUCCUGGGGUAAGGAUUUGAAAAAAAAAAAAGAAAGAACAUAAUUACCUCAAGAAACAAGAUUUAGAGAUAAUGUUAUGGGGAUUAGGUAGAGCAGGAUAAUGCUGUUUUUCAUUGUUGUUUUUAAUCAUAGGCCCACAACACUAUUUGUCUUUUAAAAUGAAAGGCAUGCAUUACUUUAAUUUAAAAGAAAUAUAAAGUUAAAUAAAUGUUGGCAAGGUUAUAGCUUGCAAUUGCAAACAAACAAAGUCACACUAUCAGAAAAAUGUUAAACGUAAAUGUGUUUAAAUGGUGGGGCUACAGAUGAUUUUAUUUUUUAUUCAUGUUUCUGAAUUUGUGUUCAUGUCCUAAAAGUUAUGUGUGUUAAAAUCCAUUCCACUUACAGAACACUCAGUCAACAGUUGUAAUUAACACCUAGGAAAGUGUAAGCACAUCUGGAAAUGGGGCUAAUGAUUCAGCAGCUGCAGUUGUCAGAAGUUAGUGAAAGUCCAGGUUCAAGUGAUCAGCAUGUAUUUUUAGGAGAGUUGCAUUUAUGUGUCAGAGUAAGUCUAAACAGGGUAUAUGCUUGGCCUCUGGUUGCCUGGUUUAUUUUUCUGGGUGGAGGAGGAGAGGUGGUGAUAGGGUUUAAGCAGGUGCAUAGGAUUGGUAGCAAAAGAGUUUGUUUUAAUAGAAAGUUUUCUGACAGAUAUCUCAUCAAAUAUCAGAGGUUACAUUUUUAUUUAUUGCCUAAGUAAUACUUACUGAAUAACUGUUAUGUGCUAAUUACUGUACAAAGUCUGAAUUCGUUUCUCCAACUUACUCAGGUAUUAUUUGUAAUGGCACUACAAUUUCUACCACUUGGCUCUGACCACCAGAGACUGGGGAGUUCUGUAGCAGAAAUUCUUUAGGGUCCACUGAAAACUGCUGAGAAUUCUACAAUAAUAAACCUAAUUUAGAUUAUAGAAUUAGCAUGACACAUUUGAAAAGAAAUUUAGCAAGAUAAACCUGUGUUCCUUUUCUGUCAUCUCAUCUCUGGAAAUCUUUGCCUGCAUUAAAAUUAAGGUUCACCAAUAAAUUUUUAAUAUUGUAUUUAACCUGGUGUGUCAUAUUUUAAUUCUGACAGUAGUAGAUUUUUUUUUCUUCCCAUAUUAAAGAGCCUUCUUUUUCUCAAAUGAGGUUUCCUUACUACUGAAGGUGGAGCUUUUUCCUUCAAUAUCCAGCAGAGGGCAUGAAAGCCUAUCUGUGAUUCCAGCCCAUUAACUAGAUUUGAUUUAGUGGUUAAAUGAAACCAUGCAGCUGGAUUACUAUUAAUCUCAGAUUUUUUAUAAA
This is a messenger RNA of Phyllostomus hastatus (greater spear-nosed bat), 2807 nucleotides long. It is a transcript of the gene TMEM207, whose product is annotated as transmembrane protein 207. Lineage: Eukaryota; Metazoa; Chordata; Mammalia; Chiroptera; Phyllostomidae. The record is from RefSeq and is a predicted model, not a curated record. The transcript has 5 exons. The coding region runs from base 106 to 543 and encodes 145 amino acids.